CUUAUUGCCUUGGGAAUAUGCAACUCUGUGGGGUCAUUUUUCCAAAGCUUUUCAGUCACUUGCUCAAUGUCUCGGAGUCUUGUCCAGGAAAGCACUGGUGGGAAAACACAGAUUGCAGGCACUCUCUCCUCAAUUAUGGUUCUGUUGGUAAUUGUGGCUAUUGGAUACCUCUUUGAACCGCUUCCACAGACAGUGCUAGCUGCAAUUGUCAUGGUGAACCUGAAAGGAAUGUUUAAACAGUUUGGAGAUGUCGUGCACUUCUGGAGAACCAGUAGGAUUGAGCUGGCCAUCUGGGUGGUAGCUUUUGUGGCUUCUCUUUUCCUGGGACUAGACUAUGGUUUGCUUACUGCAGUAGCAUUUGCAAUGAUAACUGUUAUUUACAGAACACAAAGCCCUCAAUACAGAAUCCUUGGUCAGAUUCCUGACACUGACAUCUACUGUAAUGUGGAAGAAUAUGAAGAGGUUAAAGAAUAUCCUGGAAUAAAAAUAUUUCAAGCUAAUACAUCACUUUAUUUUGCCAAUAGUGAGUCAUAUACAAGUGAACUGAAGAAAAAGACUGGAGUGGACCCUUGUGCCAUAUUAGCAGCAAAGAGAAAAGCCCGGAAGAGGCAUGCCAGGGAAAUCAAGGCAGCAAAUAAACUCAAAAAGCAAGCUGUACUGAAAUUAGUCAAUUCGACUAACGAUGUGGAAGCAAAUGUGAAACAUGAGAUAGCAAACGAUGAGUUACCUGUAAAUGGAAAAUUUGCAUCUGCAGAUGCUGGUGUACAAGACACGUCUCCUGAUGAGCAUGAACAUUUUGUGGAGCCCAAAGCAAACAUCCACACUUUAAUCCUGGAUUUUGCGCCGGUGAACUUUGUGGAUUCGGUUGGAGCAAAAACACUAAAAUCAAUCAUCAAAGAAUACAAAGAAGUUGGUGUCUGUGUCUGUAUUGCCAGCUGCAGUGGCCCCGUCGUGAAUGAGCUGACAAGACUGAACUUUUUUGAUAACACCGUCACGAGGGAGUUGCUGUUCCACAGUAUUCACGAUGCUGUCCUGGCUUGCCAAGUGAGAGGCAGGGGUGCUCCGCAGGCUGACUGACCUCUGAAGAGCGGCAUCGAGCAGCAUCGGAGCCACAUUUGUGCUGAUGGAGACUCCUUCUGAAUAUUUAAUUUGCACAAAAGGUUUAAAGAGAGCCUGAGGCUGUUGGUAUCUACGGGUAUAGAGUGGUGCUUAUUUUCUGUAGGAAGAGUGGAUAAGGAAGUGGAAGCCUUCAUGCUCUUGAUUUUAUUCCUUCAAUCAGGGUAUAGCCUUCCA
Molecule: messenger RNA, 1293 nt
Organism: Nestor notabilis (Kea)
Lineage: Eukaryota; Metazoa; Chordata; Aves; Psittaciformes; Psittacidae
Gene: SLC26A5
Product: solute carrier family 26 (anion exchanger), member 5
Exons: 10
Coding region: 67-1077 (336 amino acids)
Biological process (GO): transmembrane transport
Cellular component (GO): membrane
Molecular function (GO): chloride transmembrane transporter activity; sulfate transmembrane transporter activity; bicarbonate transmembrane transporter activity
Source: RefSeq, a predicted model, not a curated record